Gordionus sp. m RMFG-2023 is the source of this 306-nucleotide messenger RNA. RefSeq lists its product as uncharacterized. The coding region runs from base 1 to 306 and encodes 101 amino acids. The record is from RefSeq and is a predicted model, not a curated record. The transcript has 2 exons. NCBI's taxonomy places the organism in Eukaryota, Metazoa, Nematomorpha, Gordioida, Chordodea, Parachordodidae.
AUGUGGACAGACCUUUCAUCCAGAUUAAUAGACACUGCCAAAUCGACACUAGGCUUGACAAGGGAAGAUGACAAGACAAGAUACAAAAAAUUCAAGAGAUUAACUACAAAGGCGGUGGCUGGGGCCAAAUCUAUGGCAUACGAUGACAUGUAUGAAGAACUACAUAGCAAAGAAGGGCAAAAUAAAAUAUACAGAUUAGCCAAACAGCGAGAAAAGAAUUCUAGGGAUAUAAACGGAGCUCCGAAAGUUAUCAAAAACAAAGAUGGGAAAUUGAUAAUAAAGGAAAAAGAAAUAAUGAAUAGAUGA